UACAUGCGAUCAAUUCAAACACACUUCGCUGUUCUGUUCCUUUUUCAAUCCAAAGUUAUCUCUUCCUUUUGAUUCUUCUAUUUAAAUCCUUUGUCCUUUACUAUCUUUUCUUUUUCACUUAUCUCUCUCUCCACUCUUUAACCCUGCCCAGCUAAAACAAAAAUUCUCAGUCAAACAAAAUUCAUCAGAAUUUUUCAAAGACGACGGCUUCUUUUAAAUUAAUCGAAGUUGAUCAUCAUUCGUCUCCUCUCUCCUUGAGAGUGAGGAGAGAUCUUUAUUUAUGUCCAAAUCUGAUUCGUCGUCUCAAGCUUCCCUCAAAUAGUUCCAAGUUUUAUGCUUUUGCUCACUUUCUGCUAACAAAUAACCUUGGAGACUGAGGUUUCCACUGGGUCAUAUUGUUCCUGGUGACCUUAACCGGAUUCAAGACAUGGCUAACCGAACAGACAACUCCAAUCGCUGUUCGAAUGGUAAAAAGCUGAAUGAUGGAAUGAAACUCAUUAUAGCAACAUUCAUAGGAGUAGUUAUUGGUUUCUUCUUGGGGAUAUCUUUCCCUACUUUGUCACUUACCAAAAUUAAUUUCCCCUCUACCAUUCUACCUUCUGUUGAUAUUGCUUACGUUGAAGACGAGACACCAGAAACAUCGAGCGAAACGCUUUUGCACACAUGGUCUUCUAGGACUCCGUCACAUAGGGCUAAUGCAUCACACUGGAAGAUUUGGGUUCCAUCUAAUCCCCGAGGUGCAGAGAUGCUCACUCCUGGUAUCGUUGCACCUGAAUCAGACUAUUACUUACGCAGACUCUGGGGUUUACCUGAGGAGGAUAUACCUGUGAAGCCAAAGUAUCUCAUUGCCUUUACAGUCGGUUUUAAUCAGAGAGUAAACGUUGAUGCUUGUGUCAAGAAGUUUUCAGAAGAUCUGUUCACCCUUGUUCUGUUCCAUUACGAUGGAAGAACCACUGAAUGGGACCAAUAUGAAUGGUCUAAGCGCGCAAUACACGUCAGCGUGCCAAAGCAAACCAAAUGGUGGUAUGCUAAAAGGUUUCUGCAUCCUGACAUCGUGGCACCUUAUGACUACAUAUUCAUCUGGGAUGAAGAUCUCGGCCUUGAACACUUCAAUGCAGAAGAGUACAUUAGGCUUAUAAAGAAACACGGUCUAGAGAUAUCGCAGCCUGGUGUGGAGUCUGAGAAAAAGAUCACAUGGGAGAUAACUAAGAGAAAAACCAAAGGAGAAGUUCACAAGGACGCCAAGGAGAAACCUGGUCGAUGCAAUGAUCCUCACUUGCCUCCUUGUGCAGCGUUUAUAGAGAUUAUGGCUCCUGUAUUCUCAAGAGACGCAUGGCGUUGCGUUUGGCAUAUGCUUCAGAACGACUUGGUUCAUGGUUGGGGUCUUGAUUUUGCACUUCGUAAAUGCGUUGAGCCUGCACAUGAGAAGAUAGGAGUUGUGGAUUCUCAAUGGAUCAUUCAUCAGACUGUUCCUUCUUUAGGCAGCCAGGGAGAGGAACACGACGGUGUAGCAGCGUGGCAAGGGGUGAGAGACAGGUGUAAAAGGGAAUGGACGAUGUUCCAAAGCAGAAUGGCGAGUUCCGAGAAGAUGUAUCUGAAGGAACUUGCAGCCGCUUCUUCAAACUCUACCAUUCCUUAAAAGUAACAAACAGAAAGACAAAGUGAGGGCUGGAAUCAAAACCAAGACUGUUGUAGCAAAAGUCCAUAAAAGUUCUUUUUUUCUUACUGUUCAUAUGAUGAUAAUGAUUAAGCAAAUUCAAACUUGUAAUUUUACACACAGGACACAUUUUUCAAAUAGAACAAUGAGAGAUUGUUGAUUGUUUUUCACUUGACCGUUGUUAA
Messenger RNA from Brassica rapa (field mustard), 1842 nucleotides. RefSeq lists its product as uncharacterized. Lineage: Eukaryota; Viridiplantae; Streptophyta; Magnoliopsida; Brassicales; Brassicaceae. The record is from RefSeq and is a predicted model, not a curated record.